Rhodofomes roseus is the source of this 687-nucleotide messenger RNA. Its product is annotated as histidine phosphatase superfamily. The record is from RefSeq and is a predicted model, not a curated record. Gene Ontology annotation, cellular component: cytoplasm. Bases 1 to 687 code for a protein of 228 amino acids. The transcript is spliced from 5 exons. Gene Ontology annotation, molecular function: phosphatase activity. NCBI's taxonomy places the organism in Eukaryota, Fungi, Basidiomycota, Agaricomycetes, Polyporales, Fomitopsidaceae.
AUGACUAGGGCCACAGAGAAGCGCAUCUUCCUCACCCGCCACGCACAGGCAGAACACAACGUAGAGGAUGACUACUCCAUUCACGAUGCCCCGCUCACGGCCCUCGGCCGUGAACAAGCGCGAAAGUUGCACGAAGACGUCAAGGACACGAUCCAGCAGACGGCAGACCUGUUGGUGACGAGCGGACUGCGCCGUACGAUGUCCACUGCGAUCAUUGGCUACGCCACGCUCAGGACGCGGCUCGAGGCGGAAGGCAAGGCGGUCGUCGUGCUCCCACAGCUGCAGGAGUGCAAUGAGUUCCCCUGCGACAGAGGCUCGUCGAAAGAAGUGCUGGAGGCGGACGCGGAGUUUGCGGGACUGGACCUGGGCAACCUGACGCCGGACUGGAACUCGAAGAAGGGGUUCUACGCGAGCGACAGCAAGGCCCUCAAAGCACGCGCACAGUGGAAUCGCCAGUGGCUGCGUGCGCGCCCGGAGCGGGACAUCGUGGUCGUCGCGCACGGGGACUGCCUGCGGUACAUCACGGACGGGGAGAACUCGCUGAAGCCGUGGGCGAACUGCGAGGUGCGCGAGUACACGUUCGCGGUGGACGCGGAGGAGGACGAGGCGGGCGUGGCGUGGCUGGUGCUGGUGCAGAAGGUUGCGCAGGAGGGCGCCGACGAGCCCACCUCCUCUGCCCGUGCGUAG